This is a messenger RNA of Xenopus laevis (African clawed frog), 1053 nucleotides long. It is a transcript of the gene isca2.L, whose product is annotated as iron-sulfur cluster assembly 2 L homeolog. Gene Ontology annotation, cellular component: mitochondrial [4Fe-4S] assembly complex; mitochondrion. The coding region runs from base 304 to 762 and encodes 152 amino acids. The record is from RefSeq and is a predicted model, not a curated record. Gene Ontology annotation, biological process: iron-sulfur cluster assembly. Gene Ontology annotation, molecular function: 2 iron, 2 sulfur cluster binding; 4 iron, 4 sulfur cluster binding; iron ion binding. The transcript has 4 exons. Lineage: Eukaryota; Metazoa; Chordata; Amphibia; Anura; Pipidae.
CAAACCAUUUAAAAUCAUGUAAAGUCUGCAUAAUCUUUAAUUGAUGUAUAUUGCAAAGUUGCUUGAAAAUAUGUUUACUUUUCAAAAAGCUUAAGUUAUGUUUUGUGGAGUUCCUCUUCAACAAAACACUGCUCUAUGCAAGCAUGAUCAUACUCCUAAUGUGCCCCAGUUGUGACCACACUAUUCAUGAUCCAUCUAAAUUCCACCACUUAACUGCAAGCUUCACUACUUUGCUGACCAUCCAAAUGUACCACAGGCACCUGACUGUAGCACUUCCUGUGACCCUGAUGGCAGCGGCCCCUGAUGGAGUAUGACAGUCAGCAUAUGCAGAAUGAUAUUCACCUUAAAAGCAGACGCACCCAUGCUUGCAGAGCGGUUCUCCCAGCGCUACUGUCCUCUAAGCUUCCUGUCCGCUAUUUGUCAGAGACUCUCAAGGAGGGAAAUUUAUUGUUAACUGACCGCUGUAUAAAGAGACUACGUGAUGUCACAAGUGGGUCUGAGUUCCUGCGUUUGCAGGUAGAGAGUGGUGGCUGCUCUGGAUUCCAGUACAAAUUCACUUUUGAUACAGAGAUCACUGCAGAAGACAGGGUGUUUGGAGACAAUGGUGCCCGUGUGGUUGUGGAUGAACACAGCCUUCAGCUGGUAACUGGAAGCACAGUGGAGUAUUCUGAAGAGCUGAUCAGAAGUUCCUUCCAACUCAUUAAAAACCCACAGGCUGCUCAGGGUUGUUCUUGCGGAGCCUCCUUUUCCAUCAAGCUGUGACACUGAAUGUCCUGAGAGAGCUAUGCUGCACAGAGACUCUUACAAUACAUAUUAUUAGGACUGCUGCUACAAUUUGAUACCCAGGGCAGGAACAAAUCAGACUCAACUAAAGGGAAGGCACUGUUGACCAUUAUGUAUAUAUACCAAGAAAAAAAAUGUUCUACAGAUUGUGUUGGUAAGCACGGACGGCAUGGUGUGAGAGGCACUGGAAGAUAACAUUAUGUUUGUCCCUUUUUCUGCCACAGAAGAAAGUAUUUAUGUGUGUAUAUAUAAAUAAAAUUACGAAUCAUC